Molecule: messenger RNA, 645 nt
Organism: Macrosiphum euphorbiae (potato aphid)
Lineage: Eukaryota; Metazoa; Arthropoda; Insecta; Hemiptera; Aphididae
Source: the annotation of a GenBank genome assembly
AUGCCGAACUCUGACAUGGAAUCCCCGCCCUCACAGCCAGCCACAGUGACACUUGAAUACCUCGAGGGAAAAGACUCGGGGCUCUUCCGAAUGCUCAAGGCUGAGGCAGAGUCUUUGAAGGAGAUGGCUAAGCGCACGCAGGUAAAGGGGCUCAAGGAGAGCGUUGACCAGGUGAUCAACAUCAUAGGGUCCAUCGAGAGUAAUAACGCCGAGAUGAGAGUGAUGAGGAGCCAGGCAGUUGGCAGUAAGGUUAUGGUAGUGGACGCCAAGAAAGUGGUGACUAUUCUGACCCAGAACUUAAGUGCGGUGGUUAAUGAGUCUAAUAAGACAGUACUAGACGCCAUCUCAAGAGUUGGCACAAGGACGUCCGGAGGAAAUGAGGCUGGAGAAUACGACAGACCUGGCGGCACCGACAGCGCGGAAGUCAAGGCGGCAGUCGCUAAUCUGCAGACGCUGCUCGAAGCGCAGAGCGCAAAGAUGGAUGAGAUGGCAGAGCGGGGAAAGCAGACAGCCUGGACGGACGUGGUUAGGAGCAAGGGCAAGAAGGACAAAGGCGACAAAACAGACGUCCAAUUAACCGAGCGGGUGCCGAGCCGUCGACGGGGAGCACGCCCCCCCGGCCAUCCUAGUGGACGUCAGCAAUGA